Messenger RNA from Echinostoma caproni, 1470 nucleotides. The record is from the annotation of a GenBank genome assembly. Lineage: Eukaryota; Metazoa; Platyhelminthes; Trematoda; Plagiorchiida; Echinostomatidae.
AUGCACUUUCUUUUGUUGGUGCUCGUCUACUAUGUCGGACUGAUCGUAUUCAUGACCGGAUUGCUCCCCAUGGAAGAUAUCACCUAUAAAGAUCAAAUCCCCGUUCAAACAGACCCAGGGGCUGUGACUCGGUUUGUUUUUAUGAUUGUGGAUGGUUUGAGAAGUGAUUUGUUAUUGUCUCCGCAACAUGCUCCCAGUUGGCGGAAAUUGGCUGCGCAUCUGGACCGGCACGCUUUUAUCCGUGCGAAUUCCUAUAUUCAACCACCGACGGUCACUAUGCCGCGAAUCAAGGCUAUCACUUCCGGUCGUGUGCCGAAAUUUGUCGAUGUGUUACGCAAUUUGGAUACGGCGGCCAUGCAUGGCGAUACAUGGCUAUCUAGAUUGGUUCAUCAGAAGCAGUGGUCUUUGGAAUUCUAUGGCGAUGAUACUUGGAUAAAACUAUUUCCAGAUCUGUUCAAAAGGUUUGAUGGAACCAAUUCGUUUUUUGUGAAUGAUUACUACGAGGUUGAUCGAAAUGUGACCCGACAUUUGAAGGACCUAUUUCAACGCCCGUCUGAAUGGAACGGAGUGAUCUUGCAUUAUUUGGGAUUGGAUCAUAUCGGUCACGUCGAAGGCCCCAGGGGAUCAAGUUUGCCGUCUAAACUGUCAGAAAUGGAUACCGUGGCGGAUUCCAUUAUCACCCAAUUGAACGAGAUAAAAUCAUCGAAGGGCGAUUCGUGGCUGUUUGUGUUGACCGGGGAUCACGGUAUGAGCGAUCAGGGUGGCCACGGUGGUUCGAGUUUCGGUGAGGUCAAUACUGGUCUGCUUCUGGUCAGUUCUACGCCAAGAUCCGAUCAAACUGUUCCCUUAACAGAAACCCAACAAGUCGAUUUGGCCUCAUUUAUGGGCCUCGUGACGGGAGCAGGCAUACCGAAGAGCAGUUUGGGUUUGAUUCACCCCAAAUGGUUUGACACGUUCUGGCCGGAACCGUUUGAUCGACUUCGUGCAUUGGCCAAAUUGCUGCGUCACUAUGCCCUUCUCUCGGGCUGUAUGUCACGUUACUCGGAAGCCCAAUGGGAUGAAUUGCCCACCAUAGACCUUACUUGUCCGUCCAAAUUCAUCACGCGAGAUGAAAUCAUCUUCUACAAUACGCUGGUCAAACAAAUGGAACUCAAGUAUAUUUAUCUGCAUCAGGGUGGCAGCACUUCCCGUGCUAACUAUUCCAUGUCUGAUUCGAAAAACAACCCAGAUAGUCACGAGGGCCAGAUUUACCAGUUGCUUCGUAAAAUUCAAUCUCGUGCCUUGAGCGGAGCACAUCAUUUGGACGAUAUGAGUAUGGUCGCGGGUGCGUUACUAAUGUGGCUCGUAAGUUCAUUUUUAGUUGACUGUGUCACUUUAUCCGAUGAAUUUGUUCUCCCGCACACCAGGAAACACAGAACGGAGAAGCUCACUAUUCAUCAAGACAAAAUGCCCGUACUGUGUGAUUGCUAG